Molecule: messenger RNA, 3132 nt
Organism: Fundulus heteroclitus (mummichog)
Lineage: Eukaryota; Metazoa; Chordata; Actinopteri; Cyprinodontiformes; Fundulidae
Gene: telo2
Product: TEL2, telomere maintenance 2, homolog (S. cerevisiae)
Exons: 20
Coding region: 292-2745 (817 amino acids)
Biological process (GO): telomere maintenance via telomerase; protein stabilization
Cellular component (GO): cytosol
Molecular function (GO): telomeric repeat DNA binding; Hsp90 protein binding
Source: RefSeq, a predicted model, not a curated record
GUCAUGUUUUGACGAAGCACACCGGAGAUGUCAACGUUUUUUGCACAUUUUUAUUUCAACUCUCAGUGUUAGCGGGUGAAAAUAUGUUGUUAUCGUGGUUCUGAGGCUGAUGCGGUUCUCCGCAGCGGGUUUAGAGUCCGAUGCUGUUUAAUUAGAUUAAAUUAAACUUUUUUUUGUCUUUUUUUUUUAGCGAGUUAAAGUGAAGCUGCGCCUCGGAUCAGCGGGGAAACUGUUGAUUUAGAGGAUUUUUUCUGCACCAGGAUGUUGUGUUAGCUGCUCCUCCCUGCGGACAUGGAGGUUCGGCUGAGGGUGGCCCAGAGCCUCAGGACUCUGUCCUCCUCCGCGGACCACGCAGACAAGAUCGAGGCGCUGAAGACGCUGAACUCGUUUCUAGACGAUGCGGCUGAAAGCGGCGCCACCUCCGCCGCUGAGCGGGAGGAGUUCCGGAGAGCCCACUACAGCCGAACCCUGCGGGUCGGUGUCGGCCUCCUGCAGGUUGACUGGAUGUCAGCCGCCCAGCGCUCCCAGCUGGUGGAGCCGCUGUUCCUGAAGGGCCCGCCGGAUCAGGCGCUGCUGGCGCUGAUGGAGGCGGUGAGCCAGCUCAGCCCCAGCGCCGGUCUGGACCGCCUCGUCAGCGUCACGGAGAGCUUCCUUCAGAGCGGCCGUCUGGCGGACCUGCUGUGGUCCUCCUGUCUUCAGUCGGGCCUCCCAGGCUCGCCUCAGCUGGACGAAGCCCUGCUGGCCCGGCUGACCGCGCUGCCGGACAUCACCGCCAACAAGCUGCGCCUCGGCAACAGGCCGCUGUUUGCUCCUCAGAGCUACUACCCUCUUCUGGCCUCGGAGAUGCUCGCUGCCCUGGAGAGAACCUGCCAGGCGCUCAGAGACGGCACGGACUGCUCUGUGGCGUUCGUGGCUCAGACACUCGGGAAGGUGUGCAUCCAGGGCCACAGCGGGCCCGUCCUGGCGGUGAUGGCCCCCCGGCUGGCGGUCUGCACGCGCUCAGACGCGCUGUGGCAGCGGGUGUGCUGGAAGCUGCUGCAGAACGUCCCCGAGCGCUGGCUGGAGGGCGUGCUGACGGGGCUGGUCCAGGCCGUGAAGAGCCCUGAAGCCUUCAGCCGCAUCGUGGGAAACCUGGCGCUCACCAAUAAAAAGGCCCAGUUCGUGCUGACCCACAAAGUGCUGCUGCUGCAGUACAGCUAUGAGACUCAGGUCCUGAGGACGGUUCUCGGUCACCUCGCCUCAGACGGGGAACGAAGGCCGCUCCUCAUCCAGGUGCUGCGGUCCGUGUCGCAGGCCUGGGCCAACCCCAGCGCAGUGAGACACACGCCUCUGGAGCAGCAGCUCUACGUCAGCAAGGCCUUACUGCUCACCGUGAGUCUGCUGCAGGACUCCGAGCUGCAGGAGCUCCGCUCAGAUCUUCUUCAGUGCAUGCUCGACGGCGUGCAGAGCCACCUGGACAGCAGCGUGGUGCGUGUGAGAACCAUGGGCAUGGUGGUGGGCGAGUGCCUGAGCUCCCGGAUGGACAUCAACGGCACCAAGCUCAGAUUUGAGUACGAGAAGGAUGAAGAAACCCGUGAGCUGCUGUCUCUGAUGACCCCCAGCUUGAGUAGUGAGCCUGAGCCUGAUGAUGGAGCUGACUUUGCUGAGGAGUCCAGAGAGCCAUCUGCUUCCAGGACAACGACCCACAGCAACCCGUCAAAUAGCGACCCAGACCCAGACCUGGACAGCGAUGACGACCUGACUCCGUAUGACAUGUCCGGAGACCAGGAGACGGGUCAGGCGUCGCCGCCUCGUUACCUGCGGGACUGUCUGGAAACGCUGAUGUCCUCUGAGGACUCGGUGCGAGUGGAGCUCAGUUUGAGGGUCGCAGAGAGUUUGGUGCGGAGGAACGUCUUUGCAGCGAAGGAGAUCAGUGUCCAGAUGACCAAAGUGCUUUUGCACAUGGAGGAUAAAUACAGCAUCAACGGCUUCCUGGCGCUCCGACAGGCGGCCAUGGUGGCGCUCGCCGUCACCGACUCUGUUCCUGUUACCCAGUACCUGACUGCAGAGUUUUACUCCCUGAACUACAGCCUGCGGCAGCGUCUGGACAUCCUGGAGGUCCUGGCCUUGGCGGCUCAGGAGCUCUCCACGCCGUUCGCUGAUAAAACAUCUCCAUCCUCAGAGCUGACGUCCUACCCGGCCAGCGACCCCGCUCACUGGAGGCAGGUGGUGGAAAAGAGGAUCCAAAGCAAGACAAGACGCAUCUCCAAGGGCUCCACACACCGCGGCACCAAGGCCGCUCCAAACCGUUACGCUCCGGUUGCCGGAUACUUCUUCUUUCCUCUCCUCAGAAAUUACGACAAGCCUGAGGUGACCUUUGACCUGCUGGGCAGUGACCACCUGGUUCUGGGCAGGUUGAUCCACACGCUGGGCCUCUUCAUGCACCUGGCUGUCAAUGCACCGAUCGCCGCGCAGAUGGGCGCCGCUUUGUUGGACUUUGUGUGGGCGGUUCGGUACCACGCUGACCAGAUGGUGAGGCGAGGAGUCCUCUUCGCCGUCUGCGCCGUGUUUCUGAGCAUGCCCAGUCAGAGUCUGCUGGUGGACCUCGGCGAACAGCUGUUUGAAACCAGAACCUGGCUGUCAGAUGUGGCCGAAGGAGACCCCGACGUGGACUGCCGCGCUCUGGCCGUGCAGAGCCUGGUGCUGCUGGACAACAGCCUGAAGAAGCAGCUGCAGGAUCCCAGAGCCCUGAGCCUGGAGUCCUGAUCGCCACGUCUGCAGUGAUCGAUUACAUGCCUCUGCACGGGAAAACGCACGCACAGAGAGCUAAGUAGAGCCGCUGGAUCCCAGAUGUCUGCUGGAACAAACGACCGCCGGAAGUAAAUGAUCCGGAGCAUCCGUGGAAGGAUGUCCUUUGAGCUCCAGAUCGCAGGUGUUCUGCUUUUCUUCUCAUCCUGGACCGGUCGGCUCGCCACCGGAAAAUAAAGCCCCGCUAGUGACCGGCGCUGUGCACAAAGACCUGUGCGCCUCAUAAAAAGGAUGUUUUCUGUUGGCCUAUAACUCAGUUCCUAAAAAAAAACGUGCUGUAGCAAUCUGUACUUUGCUUUCUUUUCUGGUCCUAAAUGUUGUUAUUAAAUCAAAACUUACUUUUGA